Messenger RNA from Morus notabilis, 804 nucleotides. Its product is annotated as translocator protein homolog. The record is from RefSeq and is a predicted model, not a curated record. The transcript has a single exon. Gene Ontology annotation, cellular component: membrane. Bases 136 to 741 code for a protein of 201 amino acids. Lineage: Eukaryota; Viridiplantae; Streptophyta; Magnoliopsida; Rosales; Moraceae.
UCCACUAGUUUCCAUUUCCUCUGUCCACGCGUCUCUCAGUUUCUCGCUCGCCAAACAGAGAAUAUAAAUAAACCCCUUGGCCUAAAACUCCUUCCAUAAUCUCUCUCUCUCUCUCUCUCUCUCUCUCUCUCUAAUAUGGAUUCCCAAAAUCUGAAGCAGCGAACGGCCGCCGAAUCCGCUAAUUCCGCCGCCGUCGAGGAAACCACCGCCGGGGAUGAUAAGAUUAAAACCUCCAAGAGAAGCAGUAAACGCGGCAGGGCCAGAGCCGCGCUGGCCAAACGCGGUCUAAGGUCGUUGGCCGUUGCGGUUUCCGUAUCGGUGGCUCUCACGCUCUUGGCCGUGUACUUUGGCUCCAGCGACAGCUAUAAAAAUACGACGGUGUCGAAGCCACCGUUUUGGUUCCCUCCUCUUUGGGCCCUGCACUUUACUUCCACGGCCUCUGCUUUCUUGAUGGGCCUUUCGGCUUGGCUGAUAUGGACUGAGGGGGGCUUCCAUAACAGUCCCACGGCCCUUUAUCUGUACUUGGCCCAGCUCGUUUUGGGGCUGGUCUGGGAUCCGAUUGUGUUUGGGGCCGGGUUGAGUGUGGCCGGGUUGGUAAUAUGUAUGGGGAUGUUGGGGGCUCUUAUUGGGUGUUACCAGGCGUUUAAGGAGGUCAACCCGAUUGCCAGUGAAGUUAUUAAGCCUUGUUUGGCUUGGGCUGCUUUUUUGGUGCUUGUUAAUCUCACGCUUGUGUGUCUUUGAAUUUCUCUUAUAUAAGUAUAGUACUAUAGUUGUAUAAUUAACAAAAAAAUGUUAUUUUGUGGA